AUGAGCGGAGACCAAUUAGAGGAAUAUCGACGUCGUAUGCAACAAAGACACACUGGUAGCGAUAUCAAUAGAGAUGAGGAGAUUGCAAGAGCUCUGCAAGAAGAAGAAAAUGAAAGAGUUCGUAAACAAGCAUUAGCUGAUGAAGAAGUAGCCAGAAAGUUGCAAAGCCAAUACCAGGUUCCAGAACAGUCUAAUGUUUCUAGUAACCCUCCUGUUUACGGCUACCAAGCAUAUCCAGCUUAUCAAAACCCUGCUGCAAAUCAGCCUCCUGUAUAUCAAGCUCCACCUCCUCAGCCAAGGCAAAACCCAUAUUAUGCUCCUCCUCCUGGCUAUGGCAGAGAAAAUCAGCCUCUUUUGCCUCAAAAUAAUGAAUCUCGAACAUGCUUACCUAAUGUCAACGAUAAAUGCCUAGGAGUAAACACCCAAGUCUGUGUCUUAACAACAGCAGGGCUAAUGACUAUCGGAAUAAUUGUAGCACUGGUAAUUAUAGCCUCCACUUAA
Molecule: messenger RNA, 501 nt
Organism: Blepharisma stoltei
Lineage: Eukaryota; Ciliophora; Heterotrichea; Heterotrichida; Blepharismidae
Source: the annotation of a GenBank genome assembly